Coturnix japonica (Japanese quail) is the source of this 2682-nucleotide messenger RNA. RefSeq names its product beta-1,3-glucuronyltransferase 1 (gene B3GAT1). Gene Ontology annotation, biological process: chondroitin sulfate proteoglycan biosynthetic process; carbohydrate metabolic process. The record is from RefSeq and is a predicted model, not a curated record. Gene Ontology annotation, cellular component: Golgi membrane. Gene Ontology annotation, molecular function: galactosylgalactosylxylosylprotein 3-beta-glucuronosyltransferase activity. NCBI's taxonomy places the organism in Eukaryota, Metazoa, Chordata, Aves, Galliformes, Phasianidae.
CUUUCCUGGCUUUUCCUCCUGUCGCAGGGAGAAGUGCCCCUGCCUAAGUGGAAUAAAUUGGUACAGACCAUUAGCAGCGCAAGACCUCCUCCAGCGGGGGAAAGGAGGGGGCUGUCGGCGCUGCUCUGGAUACAAAGCAGUCAGCCACGCUCUGGCUCCUUCCUCCCGCAUCCCGUUGGCCUCCUCCUCCCUGUUUGCACGCUCCCUCCCUCCCACGCUCGCUCCCUCUCUCAUUCUUUCCUUCCCUUACCGCUGCAGAGAGACAGACCUGGGGAACUGAUGGUCCACGGAGGAGGAAGGAGCUCUCCCCUGCAUUUCUUUGAGGGUGAAACGGAGAGGCAGAGAGAUACGAUGAAGGAGCGUUUUUGUUGCUGCCUGGAUUAAGAAAGAAUACAUAAAAAAUAUAUAUAAAUAAAUAAAAUCCGGACCCAACAAACAAGGAAAAAGGGAGGAGAGAAGGAGGAGGAGGUUGUUGGGGGGAGCCCACUCCAGUGGGUGAACAGCUGCUUUGAAUCGUGCCUCUGUUCCCAGGGAUUAAAGCAUGAAUGGGAGCAGCCUCCCAGCCACGAUGGAGAGAGAAGGCGGUUCAGGCUGUGGGAAUAAGGUUUCCUGCCAGAUGGGUGCCUGAGGUUCCUGCUGGAGGCCCCAACAGCAUCCCAUAGAAGUGCUCUCCUGGUCCCAGCAGCUGAGGCCCCUCCAAACCUGCUUCUGCAAUGGGUAAUGAGGAGCUGUGGGUCCAGUCAGUCUUGGAGAUGCCGAAGAGACGAGACAUCCUGGCUAUCGUGCUGAUAGUUCUGCCCUGGACACUACUAAUCACCGUCUGGCACCAGAGCACCAUUGCUCCACUGCUUGCAGUGCACAAGGAUGAUGGUGGUGACUCCCGGCGUGAUCUCGCUGCAGGCUUGGACUCCAAGGAAUACUGCUUGUCGGACCGGGACAUUGUGGAGGUGGUGAGGACAGAAUAUGUUUAUACUCGCCCACCCCCGUGGUCAGACACCCUUCCCACUAUCCACGUCAUUACACCCACCUACAGCCGGCCCGUGCAGAAAGCAGAGCUGACACGCCUGGCCAACACCCUCCUGCAUGUGCCAAACCUGCAUUGGAUCCUGGUGGAGGAUUCCCAGCGGCGCACACCCCUCAUCACCCGGCUGCUGCGGGACACAGGGCUCAACUACACCCACCUCAACGUGGAGACCCCUCGCAACUACAAGCUGCGGGGAGACAUGCGGGAUCCCCGCAUCCCUCGGGGGACCAUGCAGAGGAACCUUGCCCUGAGGUGGCUGAGAGAGACCUUUAACAAAAACAACAGCCAGCCUGGGAUUGUUUAUUUUGCUGAUGAUGACAACACCUACAGCCUGGAGCUCUUUGAGGAGAUGCGCAGCACCAGGAAGGUGUCGGUGUGGCCAGUCGCCUUCGUCGGUGGCUUGCGCUAUGAGUCCCCCAAAGUGAAUGCUGCAGGGAAGGUCUACGGCUGGAAAACUGUGUUUGAUCCCCAUCGGCCCUUUGCUAUAGACAUGGCAGGGUUUGCUGUGAACCUCAGACUGAUCCUCCAGCGAUCUCAGGCUUAUUUCAAACUACGAGGAGUGAAGGGAGGCUACCAGGAGAGCAGCCUGCUGCGAGAGCUGGUCACCCUGAACGACCUUGAGCCGAAAGCUGCCAAUUGCACUAAGAUUUUAGUCUGGCACACGAGGACGGAAAAGCCUGUGCUGGUGAAUGAGGGGAAGAAAGGAUUCACAGAUCCCAACGUGGAAAUCUGAGCGUGCACAGCUGAACGGAGACCAACACCAGAUUUCCUCAUGCACAGCCUCCAAGGUUCCUCCCCACAGCAUACAGCCAGAAAUGCAGUAGCCAGGACCUCUGCUGACUUCCAAGAGUUUUAGUGUACUGAAAGCAAGCAACACUGCAUACAUAAACUACCCGGAUCCCCCCUGCCCUUCCUCCUGGACUCUGAGCAGAACCUGAUGCUCCGGGGAUGGAAAAAAAGCACAGAAAUACAGGACUGAACUUCCCUACGAGAGCAGCUGCCCUGUGAGACGCUCGGUGUGGGAGAACUGCACGAUGCACUGAAGAUGCAGCUCGGCUGGAAGGGCAGCCCAGACUGAGCGGGCUGUAAUACGGGACCUGAGAGCAAGGGUGAGAAUGCACACAUGAGUGUGCUGGCCCCGAUGACUUGUCCUUCUCAGACACGCACCCUGCAGCUACGUGUCCAACAGCCAGAGCAGCUCCCUGCUGACAUAAGGGACAGCUGCCUCCUGAGGUGGCACCUCAGCCCUUAAUUCUAAACCUACUUUAAUCAGUGUUUAUUACGCUGCACAAGACAGGAAGGCUUUGGAGGAGAGUGAAAAGCAAGGCAGGUUAGAACAAACCCAUUUGUACAUCUGUUUCUUCUACCCCCUUCUUCUUCCCUUUAUUCAGUUCCAUGGUUUGGAGGGCACUCUGUGCUCCUGGAUGGAGUUACACGCACAGCACACAGCCCUUGAUGCUAAAAGAGCUGUGGGUGGGUUGUAAAGAGAUUGUUGCAGCCAUACACCAUAAUGCUUUGUCUGGGCUCAGAUCUUAGUUCUAUUUAGCUCUCCUUUGGUUCACGUGAACAUCAGGUGUGGGAUUCUCAGAAGGGCGCUCCUACAUAAAGCUAAAUUUCUACUCUUAAAAAAUAAACUACUUAAAACUAGGGUUUGAACA